Molecule: messenger RNA, 3124 nt
Organism: Gadus morhua (Atlantic cod)
Lineage: Eukaryota; Metazoa; Chordata; Actinopteri; Gadiformes; Gadidae
Gene: rbm19
Product: RNA binding motif protein 19
Exons: 24
Coding region: 112-2907 (931 amino acids)
Molecular function (GO): mRNA binding
Source: RefSeq, a predicted model, not a curated record
AGUAAGCCCCUCCCAUAUCAAUGGCGACCUCGGGUUAAUACCAUGCUUGUUUGUUGACAUCUUCUGUAAUACCAAAGUUCGGUGGAUAAUAAUCCUUUUAUUUAAGCAAGGAUGUCGCGACUCAUCGUUAAGAACCUUCCUAACGGGAUGAAGGAGGAGAGGUUCCGGGAACUGUUUGCUGCCAUCGGAACGCUAACAGACUGCACGUUAAAGUUUACGAAGGAUGGCAAGUUUCGUAAGUUCGGUUUUGUUGGAUAUAAAACGGAAGAAGAUGCUGUCAAAGCGCAGCAACAUUUCAACAGGAGCUUCUUGGACACAUCGAGAGUUACAGUGGAGAUGUGUAAGGCGUUUGGCGACCCCUCAAAAACCAAAGCCUGGAGCAAGCACAGCCAGACCGCAGCCCCGCCGGCACCCGCUGCCGUGGUAGACACAGACAGCUUGAAGAAAAAGAAGCCGUCCAUCAAGAAACUCGAUGAAUUGGAGGAGGAGCCAGCCUUCAGGGAGUUCGUCUUGGUUCACACAAAACGAAACCAAGUGCCCACCUGGGCCAACGACUCGACCCCCCUGGAGAGCAGCCGGCCCCCCGCCAAGGCCGAGCCCCGGGUCGCCAGGAAACCCGCCGCCAACGAUGACUACCUUAACUUCGACUCGGACCAGUCAGAGGACGAAGAGCAGGAGGAGGAAGAGGAGGAGCAGGGAACUGGCGCAGAGCCAGCUGAGACCAAGGAGGCUCUGAAGAGCGGCCUGUCAGACAUGGAGUACCUGAGGUCCAAGGUGGCCCCGACGGAGGAGACCAUGGAGGAGGAGGAGGAGGAGGAGGAAGAGGAGGGUGGGGAGGAGGAAGAGCGGACCCCUGGGGCUCAGGUGGACAGCGCUUAUGAGAGUGGGGACAGAGACGGCCUCCCCCAGCCCGCUGCGACCCCCGGGGGGGAGAAGAAGCGAGGCAAAAAAGCCAAGCAGGAGACGGAGCCCGCCACGGACUUCACGGUGAAGCUGAGAGGAGCUCCGUUCACCGUCAAAGAGCAACAAAUCCGAGAGUUCAUGACCCCUCUGAAGCCGGCCGCCAUCCGCAUCGGACGCAACGAGAGCGGCAGCCGAACCGGGUACAUUUAUGUUGAUCUGCAGUCGGAUGCAGAGGUGGACAAGGCCCUCCAGAAGACCAACGACUACAUGGGCGGACGCUACAUCGAAGUGUUUCGCGUGGACGGCUCCAAGGACAGCGCCUGGAAGAAGAAGAGGGAGAAAGAGGCCGAGCAGAACUUCGCCAGGGCGCUGAAGGAGGACGAGGAGGAGGAAGACGUGGCCGAGUCGGGCCGCAUCUUCAUCAGGAACCUGCCCUACACCUGCAGCGAGGAGGACAUCAAGAACCUCUUCACCCGGCACGGGCCGCUCUCCGAGGUUCUGUUCCCCAUCGACAACCUCACCAAGCAGUCCAAGGGGUUCGCCUUCGUCACCUACAUGAUCCCCGAGAACGCCGUGUCGGCCAUGGCCCAGCUGGAUGGCCACGUGUUCCAGGGGCGCAUGCUGCACCUGCUGCCCUCCACCCUAAAGAAGGAGAAGGAGGACGCGGCCGAGGCGGUCGGAGGCUCCUCCUUCAAACGGCAGCGAGACGCCAAGAGCAAAGCGGCCAGCAACAGCUCUCACAACUGGAACAGCCUGUUCGUGGGGACCAAUGCCGUUGCAGACGCCAUCGCCGAGAAGUACAACACCACCAAGAGCCAAGUGCUGGACCACGAGUCCCGGGGCAGUGUGGCGGUCCGUAUGGCCCUGGGGGAGACGCAGAUCGUCCAGGAGACACGACAGUUCCUCCUGGACAACCGGGUGUCCCUGGACUCCUUCAGCCAGGCGUCGGCGGCCCGUAGCACCACGGUGGUGCUGGUGAAGAACCUCCCGGCGGGGGUCACCCAGGAGGAGCUGGAGGCGGUGUUCGCGCCCCACGGCUCCCUGGGCCGCCUGCUGCUGCCCCCCUCGGGGCUCACCGCCAUCGUGGAGUACCUGGAGCCCACCGAGGCCAAGAGGGCCUUCAUGAAGCUGGCCUACAGCAAGUUCCACCACAUCCCGCUGUACCUGGAGUGGGCCCCAGGGGGGGUGUUCAGCGCUGCCCCGCCCACAGCCGAUGUGUCCAUGUCGAGCGCUCCUGCACCGCAGGGAGACGCAGCCGUGAAGGAGAAGAAGGAGGAGGAGGAGGAAGAGGAGGAGGAGGAGGAGAGCGUUCCUGGGUCCACGCUGUUCAUUAAGAACCUGAACUUCAGCACCACUGAGGAGACGCUUCAAGAGACAUUCGCCAAAUGUGGCAAAGUGAGCUCCUGCACGGUGUCCAAGAAGAAGGACAAAACGGGCAAGAUGCUGUCCAUGGGCUACGGUUUUGUCCAGUACCAGAAGCCCGAGUCUGCCCAGAAGGCCAUGAGGCUGCUGCAGCACUGUUCUGUGGACGAUCAUCAGCUGGACAUCAAGAUCUCUGAGAGGGCCACAAGGGCUGAUCAGGUGACCCACAAGAAGAAGCAGGCGGACAAGAAGCAGACGGGAACCAAGAUCCUGGUCCGCAACGUCCCCUUCCAGGCCUCGGUCCGGGAGAUCAGGGAGCUGUUCAGUACGUUCGGUGAGCUCCAGACCGUCCGUCUCCCUAAGAAGUCGGCCGGUGACGGAUGCCACCGCGGCUUCGGCUUCAUCGACUUCCUGACCAAGCAGGACGCCAAGAAAGCGUUCACGGCGCUGUGCCACAGCACCCAUCUGUACGGCCGGCGGCUGGUGCUGGAGUGGGCGGACGGCGAGGACGCCGUGGAGACGCUGAGGAAGAAGACGGCGGAACACUUCCACGUUGUGGAUAAGAAACGUCGCCGGGCGGAGUUGAUGGAGGGGAUCAUUGAGUCGAUAGAGACCGGCGGAGCAGAAGACCAGAACGCGUAGCUUUGUUGUUGAUCAAAAUGCUUUACAAUACACAAUGGUUUGGUGAACCGCGUGAUUUCCUGUAGACGGGUGUUAAAAAACAAAGUGUAUGUUAAAGCUCUACCAACGUCCUUCACGAGAUUGCAAAUGUCCUGUUUGACAUGAUAUCAAGAGGCAUUACGACUAUUGUAGUAGGCCUAAUUUUAUGUAUAAAUAAAAUCUAAUGAUUUAUAAUUAC